Messenger RNA from Closterium sp. NIES-65, 3774 nucleotides. The record is from the annotation of a GenBank genome assembly. Lineage: Eukaryota; Viridiplantae; Streptophyta; Zygnematophyceae; Desmidiales; Closteriaceae.
AUGCCAAACCGUACCAGCGCGCCGUCUCGUCCCGCCCCGCCGCCGGCAAUGAGGGCGGGCGACCGCGUGAGCAUCGUGGCGCCCGCCGGGGCCGUGGACGCGCGACUGCUGCGACAAGGCUGCGACGUGCUGGCGUCGUGCACAGGGCCUCCCCUUUCCAUCGUUCUGCCCUCCCCUCCCCCUCGUUCUGCCCUCCCCUCCCCCUCGUUCUGCCCUCCCCUCCCCCUCGUUCUGCCCUCCCCUCCCCCUCGUUCUGCCCUCCCCGCUCUUCUUGAGCUCGGCAGGGGGCUCGUGCCGGUCGUGCAUCCGCAAGUCGCACUGCGCCAAGCCUACCUCGCAGGCUCGGACCAAGCCAGAGCCGCAGGUCUGGUGGAGGCGUUUCUGGACCCCUCCACGCGCGCAGUGGUGUGCGCCCGGGGCGGGUAUGGCUGUGCGCGCCUGCUGCCCCUGCUGGAGCGCGCGCUUAGGGGGGAGGGGCAGGGGGAGGGGGGAGGGGAGGCGGAGGGGAAGGGGGAACGAGAAUGGGAGUGCGGAGGCUGGGAGUGCGGGGAGAGGGAGGCGGAAUUGGAGAGAGGCGCGGAGGCAGUGUUGGGGGAAGGAGGAGCAGCGAUUGAGGGCAGGACGGAUGAGGACAGGGGGCAUCACGCCAAGGGAAAUGAGCGGGUGGAGUGUGGGGGCACUGGGGGUGAGGGCAAGGGGGAUCAAGGAAAGGCGAAUGAGGGCGAGGGUGAGGCAGGCGGAUGGGCGCAGAGGGUUGAUGGGUGGGCGGAGUGUGUGGCGGAGGAGGGGGGUAGUAGGGGGACGGUGAUGGGGGGAGGAGAGGAUGGAGGGGAGGGGCGUGCAGAGGUACGGGAGGGCGUGGGGACAGCGAGUGAAAGGGCAGCAGGAGGCGAUGGUGGGUGCAGAGGUGCAGAUAGAUCAACUGGUUGCAGUGCUGAUGUGGCACGAUGCUCUACUGCUGACGUGGCGCAAGGCAGCAGCAGGCGCUCGUGUCUUGCUACACAGAUCCGCCGCAAGCGAUUCUUCGGCUUCAGUGAUGUCACGGCGCUGCACAGUUUCUUCCAGGCGGAGCUAGCAGAGCCAAUCAUCUCCUUCCACGCGCCCAUGCCAGCCACAUCAUUCUUCACCGACCAAUCAGCAACCGCCAGCAGAGCAGCCCUCCGUGCCGCCCUCUUCGAACCCUCGCUCACUCUCGCCUGCCCCCCGCUUCAGGUGAUGGUCAGGUGCCCUCUAGGGGCUGCUACUGAGGCGCCUAAUGGAGCAAUGUUCCCCUCCCCUUUGCUCCCCUUCGCCCCUCAAUAUCCUCCGUCCCCACCCCGCCUCUCUUCCCCACGCCUUCCCCCCUCCGCCUUCCCCUCCCCGCCUUCCCCUCUCCGCCUUUCCCCCUCCGCCUUCCCCUCUCCGCCUUCCCUUCUCCGCCUUUCCCUCUCCGCCUUCCCCUCUCCACCUUUCCCCCUCCGCCUUCCCCUCUCCGUCUUCCCCUCUCCGCCUUUCCCCCUCCGCCUUCCCCUCUCCGCCUCCCCUCUCCGCCUUUCCCCCUCCGCCUUCCCCUCUCCACCUUCCCCUCUCCGCCUUCCCCCUCCUCCUUCCCCCUCUCCGCCUUUCCCCUCCACCUUCCCCCUCCGCCUUCCCCUCUCCGCCUCCCCCCUCCGCCUUCCCCUUCCGCCUUUCCCCCUCCGCCUUCCCCUCUCCACCUUCCCCUCUCCGCCUUCCCCCUCCACCUUUCCCCCUCCGCCUUCCCCUCUCCGCCUUCCCCCUCCGCCUUCCCCCUCCGCCUUUCGCCCUCCGCCUUCCCCUCUCCACCUUCCCCCUCCGCCUUCCCCCUCCGCCUUUCCCCCUCCGCCUUCCCCUCUCUGCCUUCCCCUCUCCACCUUCCCCCUCCGCCUUCCCCUCUCCGCCUUCCCCCUCCGCCUUCCCCCCUCCACCUUCCCCCUCCGCCUUCCCCUCUCCGCCUCCCCCCUCCGCCUUCCCCUUCCGCCUUUCCCCCUCCGCCUUCCCCUCUCCACCUUCCCCUCUCCGCCUUCCCCCUCCACCUUUCCCCCUCCGCCUUCCCCUCUCCGCCUUCCCCCUCCGCCUUCCCCUCUCCGCCUUCCCCUCUCCGCCUUCCCCCUCCGCCUUCCCCCUCCGCCUUUCCCCCUCCGCCUUCCCCUCUCCGCCUUCCCCCUCCGCCUUCCCCUCUCCACCUUCCCCCUCCGCCUUCCCCUCUCCACCUUCCCCCUCCACCUUCCCCUCUCCACCUUCCCCCUCCGCCUUCCCCUCUCCGCCUUCCCCUCUCCGCCUUCCCCCUCCGCCUUCCCCCUCCGCCUUUCCCCCUCCGCCUUCCCCUCUCCGCCUUCCCCCUCCGCCUUCCCCUCUCCACCUUCCCCCUCCGCCUUCCCCUCUCCACCUUCCCCCUCCACCUUCCCCUCUCCACCUUCCCCCCAUCCAUCGCAGGGCCGCUGCCUCCAGAGGGGCUGGCUGGCCAAUCCCUCCUCUUGCUGCCGCCCAAACCGAGUGCAAGGGCGGCUGCUGGGCGGCAAUCUGUCUGUUCUGGCGUCGCUGGUGGGGUCCAAAUGGGUAGCGGGGCGGCGAGACACGUGCCGUUGCUGCUGCAGCAGCGGUGGUGGGGGUGCGGAGGACAGUGAUGGCGCGGGGGGCAGUGAUGGUUUGAUUCUGAUGCUGGAAGAUGUCGAGGCGUGUGUGGUGAGAGUCGAGGCGUGUGUGGUGAGAGUCGAGGCGUGUGUGGUGAGAGUCGAGGCGUGUGUGGUGAGAGUCGAGGCGUGUGUGGUGAGAGUCGAGGCGUGUGUGGUGAGAGUCGAGGCGUGUGUGGUGAGAGUCGAGGCGUGUGUGGUGAGAGUCGAGGCGUGUGUGGUGAGAGUCGAGGCGUGUGUGGUGAGAGUCGAGGCGUGUGUGGUGAGAGUCGAGGCGUGUGUGGUGAGAGUCGAGGCGUGUGUGGUGAGAGUCGAGGCGUGUGUGGUGAGAGUCGAGGCGUGUGUGGUGAGAGUCGAGGCGUGUGUGGUGAGAGUCGAGGCGUGUGUGGUGAGAGUCGAGGCGUGUGUGGUGAGAGUCGAGGCGUGUGUGGUGAGAGUCGAGGCGUGUGUGCCUAGCCACUGCCAUGCCUCCGUAGUCCCAGUCACAUUCCUCAAAUCUUCCCAUCCCGCCUCCUCAUUCUCCCUGCUGCCCGUGCUGCCUGUGCCAUGUGGCAGUGGGGGAGGAGGAGUACCGGGGGGAUCGCAUGCUGCACCAGACCAGCUGCUGUGCAACCUUGAACCACCCUCCCCGCUCAUCAAGCGCCUUUCUCGUCUCUUCCCAUCUCCGUGUCUCUGUGCUGCCCAUGCCAUGUGGCAGUGGGGGAGGAAGAGUACCGGGUAUGCACGGGGUGUAUCGGGUGCACGGGGUGUAUCGGGUGCAUGGGAUGCUUUUGAGUCCAAGGCAUGGGCCGCUGUGGCAGCUGCUCUUGACGCGCCCCACAGUACUGCCUGCACCCUUCCCUCUGCACCACUGCCCUGCUUGGACAGUCAUUCAUUCCAAAUGUUCCUUCUGUCAUCCACAGCCGUUCAUCUUACCUCUCACUCCCCAUUCCAUCCACCGCACACAGAGAGUGUUCGACCAAUCGUGGAGGAGCAGUACGGAGGCGACUGGGACAAGUGGUUCUGGCUGGGACAGGUGUCGCUCCCUCAUUGGCUGCCGGUGCUGGCGGGGCUUCCCAUUGGCCACACGAGUGACAACAGAGUGGCUCCUAUUGGUGCUCUCGUGGAGCUUGAUGUUGAAACCGCAACGCUCACUGCACUGUGA